Messenger RNA from Oryza brachyantha (malo sina), 1652 nucleotides. Its product is annotated as phospholipase A1-II 3. The coding region runs from base 123 to 1403 and encodes 426 amino acids. Lineage: Eukaryota; Viridiplantae; Streptophyta; Magnoliopsida; Poales; Poaceae. The transcript has 2 exons. Gene Ontology annotation, biological process: lipid metabolic process. Gene Ontology annotation, molecular function: glycerophospholipid phospholipase A1 activity. The record is from RefSeq and is a predicted model, not a curated record.
GAAAGGACGGUCUUUCCUUGAACGUUCAGGCCAAUACGGCAUCGGCAUCUAUGCUACUACGUAGCUUGUAGCAUCCAUCCAUCCAGUGACCCUGCUCUCAUUUCUUUCUUUCUUUCAGUUGCAUGCACACAAAAGUUGCCCAAAUGUGUUACUUUCUGCUGGUCUCUCUACUGCUAGCCACCACUCUCACCGACGUAGCCAGUGCCCAGAGAUGGAGGGAGGCGAGCGUCGGCAGGGACAAAUGGAACGGCCUCCUGGACCCUCUCGACGCCGGCCUCCGGCGCGACCUCAUCCGCUACGGCGAGCUGGCGCAGGCGACGUCCGACGCGCUCAUCGGUGACCCGGCGUCGCCGCUCGCCGGCGCGUCGCGGUACGCGCCGGACGCGUUCCUCCGCAAGGUGCGGGCGUCCGACCCGGACGCGUACCGCGUCACGAGGUUCGUCUACGCGACGUCGAGCAUCCGCCUGCCCGACGCGUUCAUGGCGAGGCCGGCGCCGCCGCUGGGCGCCGCGUGGAGCGGGGAGUCCAACUGGAUGGGGUACGUCGCGGUGGCCGCCGACGGCGUCGCGGCGGCGGCCGGGAGGCGGGACAUCGUGGUGGCGUGGCGCGGGACGAAGCGGGCGGUGGAGUGGGCCAACGACCUGGACAUCACGCUGGUGCCGGCGGACGGCAUCAUCGGGCCGGGGCCCGGGUGGUCGCAGCCGUCGGUGCAUAGGGGCUUCCUGUCCGUGUACACGUCCAAGAGUUUCUCGUCGCGGUUCAACAAACUGAGCGCGCGGGAGCAGGUGCUGGCUGAAAUAGCGAGACUUCUGCGCGCGUACAAGAACGAGAACUGCAGCAUCACCAUCACGGGGCACAGCCUGGGAGCCGCGCUCUCCACGCUCAACGCCGUCGACAUCGUCGCGAACGGCUACAACGUCCGCGGGCCGUCUCGCGUCCCGGUCCCCGUGACGGCCAUCGCCCUGGCCAGCCCACGCGUCGGCGACGACCAGUUCAAGAGGGCCUUCGACUCGAUGGCCGGCGUCAGCCUGCUCCGCGUCCGCAACGCCCCGGACAUCGUCCCGACCAUCCUGCCGUCCGCCUUCUUCAAGGACGUCGGCGCGGAGCUGCUCGUGGACACGCGCAGGUCGCCGUACCUGAAGAGCCCCGCGGGCCCCGCGCAGUGGCACAACCUCGAGUGCUACCUGCACGCGGUGGCCGGCACGCAGGGCGCCGGCGACGGCGCGGGGUUCAGCCUGGCGGUGGACCGCGACGUGGCGCUGGUGAACAAGGAGGUGGAUGCGCUCAGGGACGAGUACCAGGUGCCGGCGGCGUGGUGGGGGGAGAAGAACAAGGGCAUGGUGCAGAACGCGAGUGGGCGCUGGGUCUUGCAGGAUCACGAGGAGGGCAACCUUGCAAUGUGAUCGAUGGUCGAUUUGGGGAAUUUUGUGGAACCUAAAUAAACUGAUGAUUUUACUUAGAUGAAAAUUAAUUUUCCGAGAAAAUUGUGAAUAGGAAGGGCCGAAGGGAAAUGCAAAUAUAACUAUAUAAGCUAUCUUUAUAUGCCUGAAAUUUUCGAGUUAUAGCUGGCACAUCUCCCGGAGUUAUUCAUGUUGGAAUUAUUAAUUGGGCUAAGGCUCAUGUGUAGAAUAAUUCCUAAGAAAAUCACAAAA